Molecule: messenger RNA, 4008 nt
Organism: Anarrhichthys ocellatus (wolf-eel)
Lineage: Eukaryota; Metazoa; Chordata; Actinopteri; Perciformes; Anarhichadidae
Product: zinc finger BED domain-containing protein 4
Exons: 5
Coding region: 648-2753 (701 amino acids)
Molecular function (GO): protein dimerization activity
Source: RefSeq, a predicted model, not a curated record
UGAUGUUGUAAAUGUGUUUCCUUUUCCCCUAAUUCAUUAUUUAAAAAAAUAUGCAAUUCAGUCGAAUUUUUAAUUAAAAUUUUUUAUUUUAUUUUAUUGUCAAUACAGAAAUCCAAUCUGAAUUUCUAUUCGUUUUGCAAGUAUUAUAUCAGAGGACGACCUCUUCCUCUUGUCUGGGGACAGCCGAACAUUACCGGGAACUGCCGAAACGGGAAACGAUCCUCCGGUUGUUGUGUGUAGGCUACUUCCUGCUCCAAUUAUAACACUGGCUGUGUGCCUCCAUGAAGCUCAGCGCGCUGCCUCCUCUUCACUUGCGUCCUAACGACGGAUGGGAGCGCAGAAACAACGGAUGUAGCUUCACUAUUAUAAGUAUUUCUGUUUCCAGACAUCCACAGCAGCCUGUGUAGUCAGAUUGUGGCCGAUUUUGGACGUGCAAGCCACGCAACUCCUGCCUGAAAUUACAUUUUCUUUUGUCUGCGCAACUGGCAUCAACAUUUUCUUUAUUUUAAUGUGUGAGCAGGGAUAGAAAAGUAAACACGCUGGCCUGCGCUCAUGAUCAGUGGCGAGGUGAGAUUGAUACCUCGGACUCGGGAUUGUCCUUGAUCGCAAGUUGAUUUGACUUCGGAGCAGAGUAGCUGUGUGCUCCAAUGGCGUCAGUUUCGAAGGUGUCUAUUCUGGAUUACUUUAAUAUUGUGUUUGAAGGUGAAAAUGGCAAAAUCGAGUCCAACUGCAAGGCUUGUGGUACGAGGAUCCAGGCGAAGCGGAGUGUCACGUCCAACUUCGUAACGCAUCUCAAGCGGAAGCACCAGGCUAUGUAUGAUGACUUUGUGAAAAGGAAGGAUAUGAAGAGAGAGGGUUACUCCUCUGGUUCCCUGCACAGUUUCACCCCAAAUGGAGGGAAUACCCGCUACACUCUCCCCAUCAGUACUCGAGUGGGAGGUGGAGGAGGAGGAGGAAGUGCUGGAGGAAUGGGAACUCUUGAGGGAGGAGUAGGAGGAGGCUCUGGCGGAGGGGUGACCAAGUUUGACAGACAUGACCCACGUCAGGUUCUGAUCUCUGAGGCUAUAGCUAAGAUGAUCGUGCGUGAUCUGCAGCCAGUAUCCAUAGUGGAAAAUCAAGGCUUCAGAGAGCUGCUUCAGCUCCUGGAGCCCCGUUACACUCCUGAGCCACAGCACUACAUCCAGAGCCAGCUCCUCCCAGCCUACGUCUACCAGGCACAGCUGGCAACCCGUCAGGCACUGGCCUCAGUGCACGCCCUCAGUCUCAGCCUGGAUCUCUGGAGGGGCUUAACUGGAGCCACUUCAGGGUACGUCGGUGUCACCUGUCAUUUUCUCACAUCUGAUUGGCAGAUGCGCUCAGCUCUCCUGGCGUGUCUUCCCCUGACUGGAGGCAGCUCUGGGAAUCGUGUGCUUUCAGAUUUUGAUGAAGUAUGUCACUCUCAUGGCGUGUCGGGGAGAGCAUUUCGUGUGGUCGCGGACCAUUUCCGAGCAGCAACAACAACAGCAAAGCCGUGUUGUCUUCCUGGUUUCCUGGUUGAACCUUCUCUCGCUAACGGGCAAGAUGAAGACGACAGGGAAGAAGUGGACAAUGGUAACAAUGUGGAGGGAGGGAUCAGGAAUGGCCAUGGUGAUGGAGGAGAGGAUGGAGAGUGGGAGGACUUGUGGGAGCAGGGUCUGGGUGUUUCUCGUGUGGACUGUUUCUCUCGCUCUCUUGAACAAUGUGUCAGAGAAGGGUUACGCUCCUGUCCACAGGUCACUUCCACACUGGCUAAGGCUGCCUGUUUCUACAACUACAUUACCUCUGCUGUCCCACCUGAGAAACUUAGCCAGGUGUUUGACGGUCCUGGGUUGAGCAUGAGGGCACCAGGAAAUACCCCCCCUGUAGCAAUAGACUGGGCUGCUCAGCUUAAGGUGCUUCGUCGGCUGCUGGACUCAGUGGAGUUCUUGGAGGAGGUGAGUGGUCCGGGGGAGGUGGUGCUGGGUGAUUCAGAGAGAGGCCUGCUGAGGGAGCUGACUGACACUUUGGAGCCCUUCACUGAGGCCUGGGACAUGGUGCAAGGGGACAGACAGGCAGACAUACAGACAGACAGACAUGUGUCCAUCAGCCUGGCUCUGCCUUGUGUUCUCGGCCUUCGCAAGCAUCUCUCUGAGACCUCAACCCCCCACUGCCCCUCUCUCCUGGUGGGCCUCAGCCAGGCUGUAGAGCGUCGGCUGGCGCCUGUCCUGGAGGACCCUCUCUACAUCACUGCCACCACCCUGGACCCCCAGUUCAAGCUCACUUGGAGCAGCAACCCUGACUGGCACAGACAAGUCCUCAUAGAGGAGUUGUCCAAACAUUCCACAGCCUCUAGCCCCAUAGACCUCAACACAAACAUACAUCCUCAAUCCCAGACCCCUCCUGCCCCAGCUCCAUCACCGGUCUCCUCGCUUUCCCGGCCCUGCAAGCUGUUCUCUUUCAUCAAGCAGAGACCCACAACACAGGCCAAGAGCCUAGAUCAGGAGUUGGCCGUCUACCUACGAGAGGAACCCACAGACGAGGAGGCUUUGCAUUACUGGCAGCGUAAAGCAAUUGACUUUCCUCUGCUUGCUCAGGUGGCCAAGAGGGCGUUUACCAUACCUGCUUGUGGCACUGUAGUCGAGAGCAUCUUUACCACUGCAGAGCGCUGUCUGCGGCCAGAGAGAGGCCGCGUCUUGCCAAAAAACCUGGAGACGCUCAUCUACCUCAAAGCGAACUACAGAUUAUUAUGGACUUAAAGCUAGGAGUCAAGCAUUUAUUUUACCUGAAUAGCAACUAAAGGCUUUAUAUCUGCAGAAACGUUACUUCUUGGAUACUAACCUCUUUCUCUCUCUGAGGAAACUGGGCUAGCAGUAUAACAUAGGACUCAUGCUACACAUCAUUUAAAGUGAGAUCCAAUGAAUUACCUAGAAUUGCCGCGACUCAGUUCCCCUUCUUAAGAAGGCUUUUCCAGACUGCAGUCUGUGUGGAUUGCUGUCUGUUUACCGUGUAGCCUGAAUACGGGCUAUCAUACUACAUUCUGUGAACCGAGGGGAUUAGAAGCAGAUCAAUACUAAAGCAUUUACUUUGACAUUAUUUUACCCGGUCAGGGUCUUCAGACAUUAUUUUACCCGGUCAGGGUCUUCAGAUAACCGCGACACCACAAAGACCCGACUCUCUAUAAGUCCCAAACCCAAACUGAGCUUGUGUCUGUGCACUGACAUGCCGACAGUAACUAAAUGGUCAAUUAUUGCAUACUGUAGCACCUGAUUUAUUCUCACUGAUGUACAAUAACCCUAGAGGUUCUGACUAAUUCAUUGGAUGUUGUUUUUGAAGGCAUCGGCAUCGGCUGCUAAACAAUAUAUCAGUGCAUCAUCCACUUAUUCUUUUCUCUUUCUGUAUGUAUGCCUCAUCACUGGGACAUCAUAAUAAAAGAAAUUCACUUGCUAAAACAGAGGUGCACUCAUGCAUAUAUGUUGCGCACCUUUUAUUUGUUUUCGCCAAUGGAGAAAAGCUCAAAUCUGCGUCAUAAAUAAAACUUGUUUUUUUUACCCUAAUUCAUUUAUAUUUUCCUCUGCCAGUCCUUUAUACUGUACAUGUGCCCUGUCAAAGUGGAGGUCAAUUUCAUUUUAUUCAUCAGCACUUUUUACUUUUUCAAUCAAUGUCCAAUUCUACUUCUGAACUUUUAGGAAUUGAAAUUGGUUUGACCCUGCUUCUGCCCCGGAAAACUAGCAGAGGAUGUGUGCAUGUGGCAUAACAUUGGCAUUUGCUUUGUCUGACCUCACUGAAAUAUUUUGAAACCACUUUGCAGGGCACCACUUUGAAGGAGAAACUGUGACCACUGCAGUGUGCGUUUGCCUUUAUUCAGGCACUCUGUUGCUCUUGGCUUGGCCAGUGGGGAGGCAGGCCGGGUAAUUGCAUGUAAUUCCAUUACAGUUCAAUUUGAGUCAGCGGGCAGUCAGCAGUCGCAUCCUACACGGUUCUUUCCUCAAAUCCAGCUUGGCCCACAAAACC